Messenger RNA from Suillus subaureus, 1188 nucleotides. RefSeq lists its product as uncharacterized. Lineage: Eukaryota; Fungi; Basidiomycota; Agaricomycetes; Boletales; Suillaceae. The coding region runs from base 1 to 1188 and encodes 395 amino acids. Gene Ontology annotation, molecular function: acyltransferase activity. The record is from RefSeq and is a predicted model, not a curated record. The transcript is spliced from 7 exons.
AUGUUUGCCAUAUUAGUUGAUCUCACUUGGUCAGAUGAUAUUCUGACCCUCUACCUCGAUCACCUCUUGCUAGGGGGUGCCCCAUUCCAUGCAUGCAGGCCUGACAUGUUCCGCGCCGCCAGUCCAUAUUGGGCCAUUGAUGUCUGUAGGGGUUCGAGGGGGGUAAACGAUCCAUUGGGACAUCCGGAAGUGGCAGAGUGGUUCUUUCCCUCGACCAUUACACUGUCAUGCCAUGCAUUACCCAUCCCUACCUCACUCUUUCCCAACUAUCCCAGCUUAGACUCCGACGCAGAAAUCCAUGCACACCUUCACAACAUCCGCUCCCUUCCCCGAGCUUGGAACAGAUUCUUCGACAAAAGCCUGACCCUAUCAUUAGAGCGCAAUACCUGUGCUAGCGUAAUGGGUGAACGCGCACCUGUCGAUACCUUAGUGCCCAGCAUUGUCUUUGAUCAUGGUGUCAUUGCUGGUAUUGACUCUUCUGCAUUCUCAGAGCCUAUUACUCGCCCUCUUACUUCAGGAGAGGCUCGUGUAGGAAUUUUGGAAUUCGGGGAAUAUGGAGCAGAUUGGAUAAGUAGUGUUGCCCGCCUUCCACCAGGCGCCUACACUAAACUUGCACUUCAACUCGCCUGGUACCGCACCCGCGGAUUCCUCACAGCGACCUACAAAACAGCCCUUACGCGAAUGUUCAAUGCUGGCCGUACAGAGUGCGUAAGGAGUGCAAGUGUGGAGGGGUUAGACUUUGUUCAAGCUGCUAAGGAAUGGGGAUGUGGAACUGAGUACGUAAUAGAGGGGGGCCAACACGAAGUGGAGAUGCAUCCACAUCUGCUUCCUCCCCCUUGGACUCUCCCUCGAGUUCAAGUCCCACUUAUCCCCCCGCAAAAACAUACGCACCCUCUCUCUCAGGAGUGGAAGCUCAGCACUAGUUGCUUGAGCUCCGGUGACCAAUUCCGAGGCACUGGCUUGGAGGAUGGUUAUGGGAUCAAUUAUCUCAUAGCACGCCACUGCAUCAAAUUCUGCGUCGAGUCCAAAUUAUCAUUCUCGCUCACCUCCACGAACAAGUUCAAGCAGCACAUUGCAGAUGCACUCCAGGAUGCUCGGGUGAUUUGCGAGGCUGGAGAGCUCGAGUUGAAAGACAGAACGAAGAAAUCAGUGGAUGGGAUGGGCACAAGGGUGCACGCACGGUUAUAG